Molecule: messenger RNA, 1155 nt
Organism: Lecanosticta acicola
Lineage: Eukaryota; Fungi; Ascomycota; Dothideomycetes; Mycosphaerellales; Mycosphaerellaceae
Source: the annotation of a GenBank genome assembly
AUGAACGGAAUUCAGCCAAACGGCCAUCAUGAUGCUCCCCCCCCUCCUCCUUCCAACAAGGGUUUGGGGAAGGAGUAUACCGAGAAUGUCAUCAGGUCUAUGGGUCCCAAGACGGAUGAGAGGUUGAGAACGGUCAUGGCCUCGUUGAUUCGACAUGUGCAUGAUUUCGCGAGGGAGGUGGAUCUCACGGUUGAUGAGUGGAUGGCUGGUGUGCAGUGAGUUUUAUCCAUCCACCAGCGGUGUGGCGAAGCUCACGGAUUGGGAAAAUAGGAUGAUCAACUGGGCUGGUCAGAUGAGCGAUCACAAGCGGAACGAAGGACAGUUGCUUUGCGAUGUGAUUGGAUUGGAAUCGUAAGUCGGCUUAAUUCAUAUAUGGGAACGGAAUGAAAGGGAUUUUGGAAAUUUCGCUGACUUUCGAUCGACAAGUCUUGUGGACGACAUUACUUAUCGAAAAGCGGCAGAGGCAACGGAUUCUGCUACGGCUUCGGCGAUUCUCGGUCCCUUCUGGAGACAGGAUACACCGAUGCGGGAGUUUGGGAGCACCAUCACUUUCGACACGCCUUCCGAUGGGCAGGUUGCGUAUGUUCAUGGGACUGUCACCGACGCCACGACUGGGAAACCAUUGAGUGAUGCCGUUGUGGAUGUCUGGCAGGCUUCUACAAAUGGUGAGUGCAAAAGUCACUAUAAGUACAUGGACUGCGCAGUGGGUCCUUUUCUCUGACAAAGGUCACAGGCCUCUACGAGCAACAAGACGACAAGCAGGUGGACCACAACCUCCGCGGCAAAUUCCUCACCAACCCUCAAGGCGAAUACGCCUUCUACUGCCUGCGACCCACGCCGUAUCCCGUCCCCAGCGACGGCCCAGCCGGGAAACUUCUCGAUCUGAUGGAUCGACACCCGUACCGACCCGCCCACAUUCACUUCAUCGUCAGCAAGGAGGGCCACAAACCCAUCACCACCCAAAUCUUCGACUCGCAGUCGAAGUACCUCGAAGACGAUUCCGUUUUCGCCGUCAAGGAUGAUCUGGUGGUCAAGUUUGAGCCUCGCGAGGGCGAUGCGCAGGCUGAGUGGGAAUUGCAGUAUGAUAUUGCUUUGGCUGCGGAGAGUGAAAAGGGAGUGUCGAAUCAUUCUUCUGCUAUUCCGGCUCAGCUUUGA